Messenger RNA from Ailuropoda melanoleuca (giant panda), 2495 nucleotides. RefSeq names its product rhophilin Rho GTPase binding protein 2 (gene RHPN2). Lineage: Eukaryota; Metazoa; Chordata; Mammalia; Carnivora; Ursidae. The coding region runs from base 63 to 2123 and encodes 686 amino acids. The record is from RefSeq and is a predicted model, not a curated record. Gene Ontology annotation, biological process: negative regulation of stress fiber assembly; signal transduction. Gene Ontology annotation, molecular function: protein binding. The transcript is spliced from 15 exons.
CCUCCGGGGCCGACGCGCUGCAGAGCCUGGCUCAGUCCGCCCUCCGCGCUCGCACCGCCAGCAUGACCGACGCGCUACUGCCCGCGGCCCCCCAGCAGCUGGAAAAGGAAAGCGACGGCUACUUUCGGAAGGGUUGCAAUCCCCUUGCACAAACUGGCCGGAGCAGACUGCAGAAUCAGAGGGCUGCCUUGAACCAGCAGAUCCUGAAAGCCGUGCGAAUGAGAACAGGAGCGGAAAACCUUCUGAAAGCAGCUACGAACCACAAGGUACGGGAGCAGGUGCGCCUGGAACUGAGCUUCGUGAACUCAGAUCUACAGAUGCUCAAGGAAGAGCUGGAGGGGCUCAACAUCUCAGUGGGAGUCUACCAGAGCACAGAGGAGGCAUUUACUGUCCCACUGAUUCCACUUGGCCUGAAGGAAACCAAGGAUAUUGACUUCUCCGUCGUUCUCAAGGACUUUAUCCUGGAACAUUACAGUGAGGACAGCUCCCUGUAUGAAGAUGAAAUAGCGGACUUGAUGGAUCUGAGACAGGCUUGCCGGACGCCCAGCCGGGAUGAGGCCGGGGUUGAACUGCUCACGAGCUACUUCAAUCAGCUGGGAUUUGUGGAGAGCCGGUUCUUCCCGCCCACCCGACAGAUGGGGAUCUUGUUUACAUGGUACGACUCGUUCACCGGGGUGCCGGUGAGCCAGCAGAACUUGCUCCUGGAGAAGGCCAGCAUUCUGUUUAACGUCGGCGCUCUCUACACACAGAUUGGGACCCGGUGCAAUCGGCGGACCCAGGCUGGGCUGGAGGGUGCGGUGGACGCCUUUCAGAGAGCCGCAGGGGUUUUAAAUCACCUGAAAGAGACAUUCACUCAUACUCCGAGUUAUGACAUGAGUCCUGCCAUGCUCAGCGUGCUGGUCAAAAUGAUGCUUGCACAAGCCCAAGAAAAUGUGUUUGAGAAAAUCUGCCUUCCUGGGAUCCAGAAUGAGUUCUUCACACUGGUGAAGGUGGCUCAGGAGGCUGCCAAGGUGGGGGAGGUCUAUCGGCAGCUGCACACGGCCAUGAGCCAGGCACCUGUGAAGGAGAACAUCCCCUACUCCUGGGCCAGCUUGGCCUGCGUGAAGGCCCACCACUACGGAGCCCUGGCCCACUACUUUGCGGCCACCCUUCUCAUCGACCACCAGUUGAAGCCGGGAGCUGAUGAGGACCAACAGGAGAAGUGCCUAUCCCAGCUUUACGACCACAUGCCGGAGGGACUGACACCCUUGGCCACGCUGAAGAACGGUCACCAGCGCCGACAGCUGGGCAAGUCGCAUGCGCGCAGAGCCGUGGUGCAUCACGAAGAGUCCGUGAGGGAGGCCAGCCUGUGUAACAAGCUGCGCAACAUCGAGGUGCUGCGGGAGGUGCUGUCCGUGGCGCACCAGCGGUCCCGGCUCAAAUACGCUCAGCACCAAGAGGACGAUGACCUGCUGACCUUGAUCGAAGCUCCCGACAUCAUCUCUAAAACUGAGCAAGAGGUUGAAAUUAUAUUGCCACAGUUCUCCAAGGUGACAGUGACAGACUUCUUCCAGAAGCUGGGCCCCCUGUCGGUGUUUUCGGCUAACAAGAGAUGGACGCCGCCUCGAAGUAUUCACUUUACCGCAGAAGAAGGGGACUUGGGGUUCACCUUGAGAGGAAACUCCCCCGUUCAAGUCCACUUCCUGGAUCCUCACUGCUCUGCCGCGCUGGCAGGGGCCAAGGAAGGGGAUUAUAUCGUUUCCAUUCAAGACGUGGACUGCAAGUGGCUGACGGUGAGCGAGGUCAUGAGGCGGCUGAAGGCCUGUGGCAGGGACGGCGUGGAGAUGAAGGUCGUGAGCCUGCUGGACUUCACCUCGUCCAUGCACAAUAAGUGUGCGACAUACUCUGUGGGAAUGCAGAAAACCUACUCCAUGAUCUGCUUAGCCAUAGAUGAUGAUGAUAAAACUGAUAAAACCAAGAAAAUCUCGAAGAAGCCUUCUUUUUUGAGUUGGGGCACCAACAAGAACAGGCAGAAGUCGGCCAGCACCUUGUGCCUCCCGUCGGUUGGGGUUGCGAGGCCUCAAGUCAAGAAGAAGCUCCCCUCUCCCUUCAGCCUUCUCAACUCCGACAGUUCUUUGUACUGAUGUGAGGAAACCAAAAACGUCCAGGCCCCAGAUGUCUCCGGUGCUGACCAGGCGUUCAUAUCUGUGCCACGAUGGAAAAUUUCUAAAUACUCGCAGAUCCCAUUUUCUCACUGGGUAAACUCACAAUUGGUAGAUCUUCAUGAAUGACAGUAACAAGAAACCUUGAGAAAUUUGGGGAGUGUCACCAUAUUGCUGCAAGUUAUUUAUUAUAUAAAGUAUUGUAAAUAGAACGGUGUUGAAAAUACGGCUGUUUUUAAUGGCUACAGUGACGGUGUGUAGUUAUUCUCAGAAUUAAAUAGGCUUACCUCUGUUGGUCCUCCUUGUAAUCAUUUCUAGACUUGGAUAAUAGAUCAUUCCUUAACUCAGAAUUCA